AGGAAGAGUGCAGGGUGGAUGUGGGGUCCCAGCCUUGUUCGGUCCCUUUCAGCCCCAUUUCAUCCAUCUCCACCCUGAGGGCAGCAGGAGCCUCUUGGCACCGAUCAGCCCCAGGUAAGGAGGUUGGCUCCUGCAUGUCACCAUUAGGUCAGCAGCCCAUGGCACACUAGUUUGGCAUUGCCAGGAUCCUGGAGAACCCCACCUGCAGGGACAGUGGCCCUGAGCUGCCACCCCAGGCCCCCUCGAUGCAGCAUCCCAUGGGAGCCUGGCAGCCCCUCGGGGUGGUCCAGGGGGGAAGCCAAUGACACCCCUUAGCGAGGGCAAGGGAGGUCCCCCAAGCCUUCUCCAUGGGAACAGAGAUCAGUGUUUGCUCCAUGACAAAGCCUUAUCUGCAACCUUUACCCGUGUUUGCUCAGACCCUCUGGCCAUUGGGUGGCCGGGCCUGGCUCCCCCCAAGACAAGGUACAUUCCUGCUGCAGGACAGGCGGCGCUGGCUCAGCACAUCCUGCCGGGGCAGCCAGGCCACAGCACACCCCGAGCCCACGGCCCAGCACAUCCUGCCAGGGCAGCCAGGCCACAGCACACCCCAAGCCCACGGCCAGCACCCAGCGAUGGAGGCUGGCGAUGGCACAGAGGAGCCCCCGCUGCCCCUGGCACUGAGCAGGUUCCAGGUCUCCGAGGAGUUCGGCUUCCUGCUUCCUGAUCCUCUGACAGAGCUGCCAGAGCCCUACAGCCCCUGGAUGGAGGUUGCCCACGAGCUGCCCCAGCUGAUCGCCAGCCACCGGCUCCGCUCCCGCGUUCACCAGAUGCCGCAGCUGAGCACCCGGCACCUCCGAGGACGUGAGGAGCUGCACUUGGCACACCUGGUGCUCAGCUUCAUCACCAUGGGCUACGUCUGGCAGGAGGGCGAGGAGGGCACUGUGCAGGUCCUGCCCCGAAACCUCGCCGUCCCCUACUGGGAGGUCUCCGAGGCCCUGGGCCUCCCGCCCAUCCUCAGCCACGCAGACUUUGUGUUGGCCAACUGGAGGAGGAAGGACCCCAACGGGCCUCUGGAAAUCGAGAACCUGGACCCCAUCAUCACCCUGCCCGGGGGAGAGAGCCUGCGGGGCUUCGUCCUCGUCACCCUCCUGGUUGAGAAAGCAGCUGUGCCUGGUAUCAAGGCAAUCGUCAGGGCCCUUCAUGCCAUCCUGCAGCACGAUGAGGAGACCCUGCAGAGAGCCCUGGAGGAGCUGGCAGGGGCCAUCGAGGCCAUGAGGGAGGCACUGAGGCGGAUGCACGACCACGUGGAUCCUGCAGUGUUCUAUGCUGUGAUCCGCAUCUUUCUCUCUGGCUGGAAGGACAAUCCUGCCAUGCCGGCCGGGCUGGUCUAUGAGGGGGUGUCCGAGGAGCCCCUGGCGUUCUCGGGGGGCAGCGCAGCUCAGAGCACGGUCCUGCACGCCUUCGAUGAGCUGCUGGGGAUCCGCCACAGCCAGGACACCGCCUCCUUCCUGCACAGGAUGAGGAACUACAUGCCCCCGCCCCACAGAGCCUUCGUGGAGGAGAUCCAGCGUGGCCCGUCCCUGAGGCAGCACGUGCUGUCCCGCGGGGACGGGCGGCUCCGCGGGGCCUUCAACCGCUGCGUGUCUGCACUGACAGACUUCAGGUCCUACCACAUCACCGUGGUCACCAAGUACGUGGCCGUGGCGGCGGCCAAAGCCAGGGCCGGGCGGGCAGAGCCCGGUGCCAGGGCUGGCCCUGCCCUGGGGAAGGCCCCGUCUGCGCUGGAGGCCAAAGGCACGGGCGGGUCCCACAUCUUCAGCUUCCUCAAGAGCAUCAGGGACACCACCAGGGAGGGGAUGAUAAGUGCCUGAGGUGCCCCGAGGGUCGGCAGGGUACUGCCCAUGGUGGGUGCAGGAGGCCGGGCGGCCCCUCUGUCCGUCUGCAGCACAGGAGCCAAGGUCCAAAACCUCCCCUCGGCAGCAUCACUCCCACCCGUGCGUGUCUGGGACACGAGGAACGUGCUCGGGGCUGCCGAGGGAGGACAGUGCUGCUGCUUCCCCCCCUCCAGCAGGCACCCAGUGAGCUCAGCAUCCCCCCCACGGCCUGGAGACGGGUACAGUGUCCUCCCGUGGCACUGGCAUCAGCACAUCGUCCCAAGGUAGCAGGGUGGGUGCAGCUCCUCCCACGGCACCGGGAAGAGCCGCGUCCCUGCCAGCCCCGCCUGCUGCCAGCAGCACCCCAGGGGUCGGGGCUGCUGGGCACGGGGGGUUACACGGACGAAUAAAGCAGCGAAUCCCGAUCCAGCCGU
This is a messenger RNA of Chiroxiphia lanceolata (lance-tailed manakin), 2287 nucleotides long. It is a transcript of the gene IDO2, whose product is annotated as indoleamine 2,3-dioxygenase 2. Gene Ontology annotation, molecular function: indoleamine 2,3-dioxygenase activity; metal ion binding; L-tryptophan 2,3-dioxygenase activity. Bases 348 to 1850 code for a protein of 500 amino acids. The transcript has 10 exons. The record is from RefSeq and is a predicted model, not a curated record. Lineage: Eukaryota; Metazoa; Chordata; Aves; Passeriformes; Pipridae. Gene Ontology annotation, biological process: 'de novo' NAD+ biosynthetic process from L-tryptophan. Gene Ontology annotation, cellular component: cytoplasm.